AUGGUAGUCGUUGAAGGAGAAAUAGAGGUGGUAGGUGUUGAAGGAGAUAAAGAGGUGAUAAAGGUAGGGGAUGUUGAAUUCAAGGUUGGGGUGGCUGCUAUUGAAAUGGAGGAAGGGGCUGUUGACGUUGAAGCGGAGGUAGAGGUGGUGGGUGUUGAACUUGAGAGAGAGACGAUAGUCUUCGAAGCUGUGGGAGGAGUCAGAAUUCAGAAACGUACCCUAGCCAAAAUCAGAAAACAGAAACGUGCUCUAGCCAAAAUCAGAAAACAGAAACGUGCCCUAGCCAAAAUCAGAAAACAGAAACGUGCUCUAGCCAAAAUCAGAAAACAGAAACGUACCCUAGCCAAAAUCAGAAAACAGAAACGUACCCUAGCCAAAAUCAUAAAACAGAAACGUGCCCUAGCCAAAAUCAGAAAACAGAAACGUACCCUAGCCAAAAUCAGAAAACAGAAACGUACCCUAGCCAAAAUCAUAACACAGAGCAUUACCCUAGCCAAAAUCAGAAAACAGAAACGUACCCUAGCCAAAAUCGAAAACAGAAAACGUACCCUAGCCAAAAUCAGAACCCUAGCCAAAAUCAGAAAACAGAAACGUGCUCUAGCCAAAAUCAGAAAACAGAAACGUACCCUAGCC
This is a messenger RNA of Haliotis rubra (blacklip abalone), 633 nucleotides long. RefSeq lists its product as uncharacterized. The record is from RefSeq and is a predicted model, not a curated record. Lineage: Eukaryota; Metazoa; Mollusca; Gastropoda; Lepetellida; Haliotidae.